GAAAGACAUCAUCAUUAAGGGAGUUGACACGAAAAAGAAAAAGGAAAGAGAAAUAGACAAAAGUAGACAAACGAGCCACCUGCAGACCCAAACCUCUCUCCCGCAUUCAAAGACCACCACUUCCCAUACACAACCCACCAUAGAUUAUAGAUUAUUAACCUCACUCACUAUCCCAUGAACCAAAAAACUUCAUAGAUCCCAAAAUGGACCCCACGAAACUGGUCACCGCAUCCUUUACCAAAGCCCUCCCCAAAAUCGAGCUCCACGCCCAUCUGAGCGGUAGUAUAAGCCGGCAAUGUCUCCAUGACCUCUGGCUCCAAAAAUGCACCGCAGACCCAACAUUCUCACUUGAAGACCCCCUCCUCGCAAUGCCCCCAGGCAAAGUAGACUACACCCUCGAAACCUUCUUCAACACCUUCAGCAACCUAACUUACCACCUUCUAACCGAUCUCCCCUCCAUAAAAUACGCCACAACCUCCGUCCUAACCGACUUCCUCCGCGACGGCGUCAAAUACCUCGAACUCCGCACCAUCCCCCGCUCCACCCCCGGCUUCACAAAGGAAGCCUACCUCUCCACCAUCCUCUCCACAAUAACCGCCUUCCAAUCCGCAAACCCAGCCCUAACCACCCGCCUCAUCCUCUCCAUAGACCGCGGCCACCACUCCGCCCCCGACGCCUCUGCCAUUGUCGACCUAGCCCUCUCCCUCAAACCGCUGGUCGUGGGCGUCGACAUAGCCGGUAAUCCCAGUAAAGGCGACGUUGCGAUCUUCGGGCCUGCGCUCGCCAAAGCCAAGGCCGGGGGUCUAGGCGUCACGGUGCAUUUCGGGGAGGUGAAGACGCCAGCGAGGGAGGGGGAGUUAGAAACGUUAUUGGGAUUUGGGCCGGAUCGGCUCGGCCAUGUUAUUCAUGUUGGGGAGGAUAUUAAGAGGGAGAUUGUGAGACGCGGGGUGGCGUUGGAAUUGUGUAUCUCUUGUAAUGUCCAUGCGAGGUUGUUUGAGGGGGGUUUUCUGGAUCAUCAUUUCGGGCAUUGGAGGGGGAUUGGGGAGUGUCCGGUUGUGCUUUGUACGGAUGAUGUGGGUUUUUUUUGUAGUCCCGUGUCGAAUGAGUAUUUGAUUGCGGCGGAGCAUUUUGAUCUUACGCGUGCUGAUGUCGUGGAUAUAUGUCGGGAGGGGGUUCGGGUGAUCUUUGGGGGUGAGGAGGAGAAGAAGCGGCUUUAUAGACUUUUAGAUGAGUUUGAGGCUGGGUAUAGAGAGUGAUGUUUGGUUUGUUGCUUGCUGGGUAUGUGUUGCCAGGAUAUAUCUAAUCGUUUGAUAAGAAGCAAGUAUGAGCGACACGACUGAAGGCGGACU
Aspergillus alliaceus is the source of this 1349-nucleotide messenger RNA. RefSeq names its product putative adenosine deaminase. The record is from RefSeq and is a predicted model, not a curated record. Gene Ontology annotation, molecular function: adenosine deaminase activity. The transcript has 4 exons. Bases 204 to 1256 code for a protein of 350 amino acids. NCBI's taxonomy places the organism in Eukaryota, Fungi, Ascomycota, Eurotiomycetes, Eurotiales, Aspergillaceae. Gene Ontology annotation, biological process: adenosine catabolic process; inosine biosynthetic process.